Messenger RNA from Cryptomeria japonica (Japanese cedar), 873 nucleotides. RefSeq lists its product as uncharacterized. The transcript has a single exon. The record is from RefSeq and is a predicted model, not a curated record. Bases 116 to 610 code for a protein of 164 amino acids. Lineage: Eukaryota; Viridiplantae; Streptophyta; Pinopsida; Cupressales; Cupressaceae.
AAACAGAUCGACUGAACUCAUCUGCAUAACCUUUCUUUCUCUGUUUUCAAAGCUUGAGUUUUAAUUGAAUUUCUUCCUCUGUUUUCAAAGCUUGUGUUUUCAUUGAAUUUCUGUAAUGGGUAACUGCUUGAAAUCCAGUGUAGAUCGAGAGAGAGGAGAUCAGAUGAUCAGAGUGAUGAAGAUGGAUGGAAAGAUGUUAGAAUACAGUCCUCCUCUCCUGGUCAGAGAUCUUCUCACUGCAAAAGAUUAUGGGCGAAAUUAUAUGCUUGCUCACCCACAAAAUGUUAGGGAUGCUCUGCCCCAGGACUAUAAAUUGAAGGGCGGUGAGCUUUACUACCUCAUUCCUUCCCAUCUUGAAGAUGAGAGCAGCUUUAAUGGAGGAGGAAUGAAGGAAAGAGGGGUGAAGGGAGAAAAGGGUAUGAAGAUCAAAAUUAUGGUGUCAAAAACAGAGCUCAAGGCUUUGCUUUCAGAUGGGUGUGUGAAGGAGAAAUGGGUGGAAGACUUUUUGCUGAAGCAGCUUGAGGCCAAGUUCCUGCAACUUCAACAGAAAGCUUGUGUUGCAAGGGGAAAAUGGAGGCCGGCUUUAGAAAAGAUUCCAGAGACUAACUGAGGAAAAAGAUGAACUGAGAGAUUAUUUGAAACAAUUUUGUUUGGCUUGGGUAGUUUUUGAUUUUCCUUUUUGGACUGUGGAGGAAUCCUUUGUCAUGGAUAAAGUAAUUUGGUGAUUUACAUCACAUCUCAUCAUUCACUUGUACAUUUUCUUUUUUUGAUGAGAGAUUUUUACAAUAGAUCUCCGUUAUGGUAUUGGAAUACCUUAUACUCAGUGAGCUUUGUAUUUUCAGAGAUAAAUGAAAAACCCAUUUUACUUGUUCA